CUCCAGGCUCACUGAGCACACAGGGACACAGCCACAGUCACAGGAGCCAGGAUACACUGCCUGGCUGAAAUUAGACCUGGAGCCUGUGAGGAACACUGGCCCCUCAACACUAGGGCUAGUCCUACACGUGCACCUGUCCAGCACAGCCUGGGCACUGCGGGGCUGCCGUGACUCAGGGACUUCCUCAAGCCGAGGAGGUGCUGCCGUGUUUAUCCAACCGUCCUCCGCGAAUUUUUUACCCAUGAAUCCACCCCAUUAGGCUUUCAGCCACCUGAAUUAUCGGCGCCCACAUCCUGUGGCCAGCAGUGCCAGGUCUGGAGCAGACACCUCCUCUGGCACAGCCGGGGUGGGAUUGCUGUUCUCAGCACCCCGAGCACCCCCUGGAACCCUUCCUUGGCCACUCGGCGCCUUCUUCUCCCGCCGAGGGGCUGCUUUAUUCACUUCCCACUGCAUCCCCCUGCUCCACACUCCAUGUCCUGCACAGUAAAGGUGUCUGCGGGUGCCUCCCCUGGUGCCCCCCACCAUUCAGGGGAUCUCUGGGGUAUCUCUGUCUCCUGAAGGUUGGGCUGCGGGAAAAGGGGAACCGGGACGGGAUAACCGGGGAUGCAGCCGGGGAUUGGAGCCAGGAACCGUGACCAGGAAGUGGAGCCGGCGGUGAAACCCAUCCCGCCCCACGGGAGACGCACCCUCACCCUUCCCAUCACAGAGAACCGGUCCGUCGAGGCGCGGACGGGCUCGUCCCGGUGCCGGCACUGGGCGGACACCGCUCCGAUCCGCCCCCACGGGCGGUGCCCGGUACCGACCCGCCCCGUCGGCGAGCGGCGGGCGCGGGGAGCCGGGCGGCGGCAGAGCCACGGGACGCGCCAUGCUGCCCGCUGUCCUCCGCCGGUGGCUCCGCCGACCCAAGCGCUCCGACCCUCGCCUGCUUUCCCAGUUCUUCUUUGCCGAUGAGAGGGUGACAGCGGUGGUGGCCGAGAUCAAUGGGCUGGAUGCCGAACUGGACCCACAGCAGUACCUGGUGCUCCUCAACCAGCUCCACCUCAGUCAGGCUCACCUGCUGGCCAUCCUGGAGCGGAUCAUGGAGGAGUGCAUCCCCAUGCAGCGGCACAGCCGGGACUACCUGGUCAAGUUCCCCGAGGAGCUCUUGGUGGACAACUUGGGGAACCACAUGCUGUUUGCUGCUGAGUGUCUCCUGGCUGGGACCUUCCCGGAGGUGGAGGAGGCGGACAGGGCACAGCUGCGGCCCCAGGCCAGGAACCUGCUGUGCAGCCUGGAGCUGGUGCGGACAGUGCUGCGGGAGCAGAGCCUGAGCCAGCCCAAUUCCUACCCGGAGCCCGUCCGGGCUGUGCUUAUCCAGUUCGACCGGCUCUUUGCAGAGUUCGAGCUGAGCUAUGUGUCCUCGCUGGUGGCAGUGAAGUCUCCCGAGGAGAUCUACAGGCAGCAGGAGAUCAUUGUGCUGUUCUGUGAGACGGUGGAGAGAGCCCUGCGCCUGGGCUACCUGACCCAGGAGAUGAUCGAUGGCUAUGAACCGCUGCUGAUGUUCACCAUCCCUCGCUUGGCCAUUAUCAGCGGCCUCCUCAUCUACCCCGAGGGUCCCCUCAGCCUGGAGCGGAGCCCUGAGGAGAUGUCCCGGGUCUUCAGCCCCUUCUACAACCUCCUGAAGAAGAUCAGGGAGCUGCUGCGGGUGCUGUCAGUGGAGGAGCUCUGCCUGCUGGAGAGGAGCCUGUGCACAGCUGAACCAGAGGAUCCCUGUGGUCCAGAUAUCACCCCAGUGUGGGGAGCAGCUGUGCCCAGAGAGGACCCCCCUGCUCCCUCUGGUCUCCUGGAGAUCCCUUGUGCCACACCACCAGCCCUCACCUGCACGACGCUACUGGGACCCUCUGGUGCUGUCGACAACCCAGGCACCGACUGGCAGUGGGGCCCCCAGAUCCCCGGGAGCAGCCCAGGGAUAGGUGCCACCCCGGGUGCCCGCUGCUCAGAGCUGCGCUGCCGGUACAGCAGCACCAAGGACAUGCUGCACACCCUCUUUGUCUGCAUCUCUGGGGUUGCCGAUCAGCUCCAGACCAACUUUGCCAGUGACAUGCGCAGCAUCUUGAAAACGGUCUUCAAGAUUGUGGCCUCGCAGGCGGAGCCCUUGGAGGAGCCCAGUGCCAGCCGAAAGAAGGAUGAUGACUCCUGUGUGGCAGAUGCUCCUCGUGUGGCUGACUGCCCACUGUGCUCCAGCCCCACGGAGGCUGCCGGGCUCUGGAGGGCAGGCACUCACCGCCUGCCUGAGUGGGUGCCCGACAGCACGUGCAGCCAGUGCUCUGCCUGCCGCUCGCCCUUCACCCUGCUGCGCCGCCGGCACCACUGCCGCAGCUGUGGGAAGAUCUUCUGUGCCCGCUGCUCACCGCAUGCUGCAGCGCUGCCGCACUACAGCCACACCAAACCCGUGCGUGUCUGCACCCACUGCUACACCACACACCUCUCACCCGCAUCCCAGUGCGCCCGGAGCCAAUGAGAGCCCCUCUGCCAGAGCUGCAUCUGCAGGAGGCCAUGCACCAGGGGCAAAGGGCCGUUCCGGGGCUGCUGGGCAGCUCUUCAGCCCUAUCACUGCUGUCAGAGCUGGGUGGGCAUGAUGGCAGGACCCCCCUACUUGGCAGUAGGACUCCCCCUCACACAGGGGCAGGACCCCACAGACGGCAGCAGCCCACGCCUGGCAGGCCAGGGUCACAGUGGGCGCAGGACCGCCCCUCCUGAUGCACCGUGGCCGUGCCCUGCUUUCAGUGAACCGCGUGCACCUGCCCCCCGGCUGGAAAUGUGCUUCGUGGUGGUUUUUUUUCAGGUGAACUUUGACUGUUGUUGGGCCCGGGGCAGAGUCUCCCCCCCCACCCCACGGCCUGGCCUGAGAAGGUGCAAACAGCCCUCACAUGACGGCGGGUGCCCCAGGGCCGCCCGUGCCACACCCGCCCGUGCCGUGCAGUGCCGUGCCCGGAGGCCCGGCGCUCCCCUGCCCUCCCUUCCCCACCGCCUGCACCCGACGGAUUUUAAUAAAGAGAGAAGCCCGCCUGGC
Molecule: messenger RNA, 3052 nt
Organism: Pseudopipra pipra
Lineage: Eukaryota; Metazoa; Chordata; Aves; Passeriformes; Pipridae
Product: lateral signaling target protein 2 homolog
Exons: 13
Coding region: 866-2500 (544 amino acids)
Biological process (GO): negative regulation of epidermal growth factor-activated receptor activity
Cellular component (GO): early endosome membrane
Molecular function (GO): metal ion binding
Source: RefSeq, a predicted model, not a curated record